Messenger RNA from Closterium sp. Naga37s-1, 6081 nucleotides. The record is from the annotation of a GenBank genome assembly. NCBI's taxonomy places the organism in Eukaryota, Viridiplantae, Streptophyta, Zygnematophyceae, Desmidiales, Closteriaceae.
AUGCUGUAUUGCGUACUGGGCUUAGGCCUGCAAAGCUGUGAAGAACCACCAGGGUGGAAGGUAAGGGAGGGAGAAAGGGCGCAAGGGAGCAAGGGCGCAAGGGAGCAAGGGCGCAAGGGAGCAAGGGCGCAAGGGAGCAAGGGCGCAAGGGAGCAAGGGCGCAAGGGCGAAAGGGCGCAAGGGAGCAAGGGCGCAAGGGCGCAAGGGCGCAAGGGCGCAAGGGAGCAAGGGCGCAAGGGCGCAAGGGAGCAAGGGCGCAAGGGCGCAAGGGAGCAAGGGCGCAAGGGCGCAAGGGCGCAAGGGAGCAAGGGCGCAAGGGCGCAAGGGAGCAAGGGCGCAAGGGCGCAAGGGAGCAAGGGCGCAAGGGCGCAAGGGAGCAAGGGCGCAAGGGCGCAAGGGAGCAAGGGCGCAAGGGCGCAAGGGAGCAAGGGCGCAAGGGCGCAAGGGCGCAAGGGAGCAAGGGCGCAAGGGCGCAAGGGCGCAAGGGAGCAAGGGCGCAAGGGCGCAAGGGCGCAAGGGAGCAAGGGAGCAAGGGCGCAAGGGCGCAAGGGAGCAAGGGAGCAAGGGAGCAAGGGAGCAAGGGCGCAAGGGAGCAAGGGAGCAAGGGCGCAAGGGAGCAAGGGCGCAAGGGCGCAAGGGCGCAAGGGCGCAAGGGCGCAAGGGAGCAAGGGCGCAAGGGCGCAAGGGAGCAAGGGCGCAAGGGCGCAAGGGCGCAAGGGAGCAAGGGCGCAAGGGCGCAAGGGAGCAAGGGCGCAAGGGCGCAAGGGAGCAAGGGCGCAAGGGCGCAAGGGAGCAAGGGCGCAAGGGCGCAAGGGAGCAAGGGCGCAAGGGCGCAAGGGAGCAAGGGCGCAAGGGCGCAAGGGCGCAAGGGAGCAAGGGCGCAAGGGCGCAAGGGCGCAAGGGAGCAAGGGCGCAAGGGCGCAAGGGCGCAAGGGAGCAAGGGAGCAAGGGCGCAAGGGCGCAAGGGAGCAAGGGAGCAAGGGAGCAAGGGAGCAAGGGCGCAAGGGAGCAAGGGAGCAAGGGCGCAAGGGAGCAAGGGCGCAAGGGCGCAAGGGCGCAAGGGCGCAAGGGCGCAAGGGAGCAAGGGCGCAAGGGAGCAAGGGCGCAAGGGAGCAAGGGCGCAAGGGCGCAAGGGCGCAAGGGAGAAAGGGCGCAAGGGAGCAAGGGCGCAAGGGCGCAAGGGCGCAAGGGCGCAAGGGAGCAAGGGCGCAAGGGCGCAAGGGCGCAAGGGAGCAAGGGCGCAAGGGCGCAAGGGCGCAAGGGAGCAAGGGCGCAAGGGAGCAAGGGCGCAAGGGCGCAAGGGCACAAGGGCGCAAGGGAGCAAGGGCGCAAGGGCGCAAGGGCGCAAGGGCGCAAGGGCGCAAGGGAGCAAGGGCGCAAGGGAGCAAGGGCGCAAGGGCGCAAGGGAGCAAGGGCGCAAGGGCGCAAGGGAGCAAGGGCGCAAGGGCGCAAGGGAGCAAGGGCGCAAGGGCGCAAGGGAGCAAGGGCGCAAGGGCGCAAGGGAGCAAGGGCGCAAGGGCGCAAGGGCGCAAGGGAGCAAGGGCGCAAGGGCGCAAGGGCGCAAGGGAGCAAGGGCGCAAGGGCGCAAGGGCGCAAGGGAGCAAGGGAGCAAGGGCGCAAGGGCGCAAGGGAGCAAGGGAGCAAGGGAGCAAGGGAGCAAGGGCGCAAGGGAGCAAGGGAGCAAGGGCGCAAGGGAGCAAGGGCGCAAGGGCGCAAGGGCGCAAGGGCGCAAGGGCGCAAGGGAGCAAGGGCGCAAGGGCGCAAGGGCGCAAGGGCGCAAGGGAGCAAGGGCGCAAGGGCGCAAGGGAGCAAGGGCGCAAGGGCGCAAGGGAGCAAGGGCGCAAGGGCGCAAGGGAGCAAGGGCGCAAGGGCGCAAGGGAGCAAGGGCGCAAGGGCGCAAGGGAGCAAGGGCGCAAGGGCGCAAGGGCGCAAGGGAGCAAGGGCGCAAGGGCGCAAGGGCGCAAGGGCGCAAGGGAGCAAGGGCGCAAGGGCGCAAGGGCGCAAGGGAGCAAGGGAGCAAGGGCGCAAGGGCGCAAGGGAGCAAGGGAGCAAGGGAGCAAGGAAGCAAGGGCGCAAGGGAGCAAGGGAGCAAGGGCGCAAGGGAGCAAGGGCGCAAGGGCGCAAGGGCGCAAGGGCGCAAGGGCGCAAGGGAGCAAGGGCGCAAGGGAGCAAGGGAGCAAGGGCGCAAGGGAGCAAGGGCGCAAGGGCGCAAGGGCGCAAGGGCGCAAGGGCGCAAGGGAGCAAGGGCGCAAGGGCGCAAGGGCGCAAGGGCGCAAGGGAGCAAGGGCGCAAGGGCGCAAGGGCGCAAGGGAGCAAGGGCGCAAGGGCGCAAGGGAGCAAGGGCGCAAGGGCGCAAGGGAGCAAGGGCGCAAGGGCGCAAGGGAGCAAGGGCGCAAGGGCGCAAGGGAGCAAGGGCGCAAGGGCGCAAGGGCGCAAGGGAGCAAGGGCGCAAGGGCGCAAGGGCGCAAGGGAGCAAGGGCGCAAGGGCGCAAGGGCGCAAGGGAGCAAGGGAGCAAGGGCGCAAGGGCGCAAGGGAGCAAGGGAGCAAGGGAGCAAGGGAGCAAGGGCGCAAGGGAGCAAGGGAGCAAGGGCGCAAGGGAGCAAGGGCGCAAGGGCGCAAGGGAGCAAGGGAGCAAGGGAGCAAGGGAGCAAGGGCGCAAGGGAGCAAGGGAGCAAGGGCGCAAGGGAGCAAGGGCGCAAGGGCGCAAGGGCGCAAGGGCGCAAGGGCGCAAGGGAGCAAGGGCGCAAGGGCGCAAGGGAGCAAGGGCGCAAGGGCGCAAGGGCGCAAGGGAGCAAGGGCGCAAGGGCGCAAGGGAGCAAGGGCGCAAGGGCGCAAGGGAGCAAGGGCGCAAGGGCGCAAGGGAGCAAGGGCGCAAGGGCGCAAGGGAGCAAGGGCGCAAGGGCGCAAGGGAGCAAGGGCGCAAGGGCGCAAGGGCGCAAGGGAGCAAGGGCACAAGGGCGCAAGGGCGCAAGGGAGCAAGGGCGCAAGGGCGCAAGGGCGCAAGGGAGCAAGGGAGCAAGGGCGCAAGGGCGCAAGGGAGCAAGGGAGCAAGGGAGCAAGGGAGCAAGGGCGCAAGGGAGCAAGGGAGCAAGGGCGCAAGGGAGCAAGGGCGCAAGGGCGCAAGGGCGCAAGGGCGCAAGGGCGCAAGGGAGCAAGGGCGCAAGGGAGCAAGGGCGCAAGGGAGCAAGGGCGCAAGGGAGCAAGGGCGCAAGGGCGCAAGGGCGCAAGGGAGCAAGGGCGCAAGGGAGCAAGGGCGCAAGGGCGCAAGGGCGCAAGGGCGCAAGGGAGCAAGGGCGCAAGGGCGCAAGGGCGCAAGGGAGCAAGGGCGCAAGGGAGCAAGGGCGCAAGGGCGCAAGGGCGCAAGGGCGCAAGGGAGCAAGGGCGCAAGGGCGCAAGGGCGCAAGGGAGCAAGGGCGCAAGGGAGCAAGGGCGCAAGGGAGCAAGGGCGCAAGGGCGCAAGGGAGCAAGGGCACAAGGGCGCAAGGGUGCAAGGGCGCAAGGGCGCAAGGGAGCAAGGGCGCAAGGGCGCAAGGGAGCAAGGGCGCAAGGGCGCAAGGGAGCAAGGGCGCAAGGGCGCAAGGGAGCAAGGGCGCAAGGGCGCAAGGGCGCAAGGGAGCAAGGGCGCAAGGGCGCAAGGGCGCAAGGGAGCAAGGGCGCAAGGGCGCAAGGGCGCAAGGGCGCAAGGGAGCAAGGGAGCAAGGGCGCAAGGGCGCAAGGGAGCAAGGGAGCAAGGGAGCAAGGGAGCAAGGGAGCAAGGGCGCAAGGGAGCAAGGGAGCAAGGGCGCAAGGGAGCAAGGGCGCAAGGGCGCAAGGGCGCAAGGGCGCAAGGGCGCAAGGGAGCAAGGGCGCAAGGGCGCAAGGGCGCAAGGGCGCAAGGGCGCAAGGGCGCAAGGGCGCAAGGGCGCAAGGGCGCAAGGGAGCAAGGGCGCAAGGGCGCAAGGGAGCAAGGGCGCAAGGGCGCAAGGGAGCAAGGGCGCAAGGGCGCAAGGGAGCAAGGGCGCAAGGGCGCAAGGGCGCAAGGGAGCAAGGGCGCAAGGGCGCAAGGGCGCAAGGGAGCAAGGGCGCAAGGGCGCAAGGGCGCAAGGGAGCAAGGGAGCAAGGGCGCAAGGGCGCAAGGGAGCAAGGGCGCAAGGGAGCAAGGGAGCAAGGGCGCAAGGGAGCAAGGGCGCAAGGGCGCAAGGGAGCAAGGGAGCAAGGGAGCAAGGGAGCAAGGGCGCAAGGGAGCAAGGGAGCAAGGGCGCAAGGGAGCAAGGGCGCAAGGGCGCAAGGGCGCAAGGGCGCAAGGGCGCAAGGGAGCAAGGGCGCAAGGGCGCAAGGGAGCAAGGGCGCAAGGGCGCAAGGGCGCAAGGGAGCAAGGGCGCAAGGGCGCAAGGGAGCAAGGGCGCAAGGGCGCAAGGGAGCAAGGGCGCAAGGGCGCAAGGGAGCAAGGGCGCAAGGGCGCAAGGGAGCAAGGGCGCAAGGGCGCAAGGGAGCAAGGGCGCAAGGGCGCAAGGGCGCAAGGGAGCAAGGGCACAAGGGCGCAAGGGCGCACGGGAGCAAGGGCGCAAGGGCGCAAGGGCGCAAGGGAGCAAGGGAGCAAGGGCGCAAGGGCGCAAGGGAGCAAGGGAGCAAGGGAGCAAGGGAGCAAGGGCGCAAGGGAGCAAGGGAGCAAGGGCGCAAGGGAGCAAGGGCGCAAGGGCGCAAGGGCGCAAGGGCGCAAGGGCGCAAGGGAGCAAGGGCGCAAGGGAGCAAGGGCGCAAGGGAGCAAGGGCGCAAGGGAGCAAGGGCGCAAGGGCGCAAGGGCGCAAGGGAGCAAGGGCGCAAGGGAGCAAGGGCGCAAGGGCGCAAGGGCGCAAGGGCGCAAGGGAGCAAGGGCGCAAGGGCGCAAGGGCGCAAGGGAGCAAGGGCGCAAGGGAGCAAGGGCGCAAGGGCGCAAGGGCGCAAGGGCGCAAGGGAGCAAGGGCGCAAGGGCGCAAGGGCGCAAGGGAGCAAGGGCGCAAGGGAGCAAGGGCGCAAGGGAGCAAGGGCGCAAGGGCGCAAGGGAGCAAGGGCACAAGGGCGCAAGGGUGCAAGGGCGCAAGGGCGCAAGGGAGCAAGGGCGCAAGGGCGCAAGGGAGCAAGGGCGCAAGGGCGCAAGGGAGCAAGGGCGCAAGGGCGCAAGGGAGCAAGGGCGCAAGGGCGCAAGGGCGCAAGGGAGCAAGGGCGCAAGGGCGCAAGGGCGCAAGGGAGCAAGGGCGCAAGGGCGCAAGGGCGCAAGGGAGCAAGGGAGCAAGGGCGCAAGGGCGCAAGGGAGCAAGGGAGCAAGGGAGCAAGGGAGCAAGGGAGCAAGGGCGCAAGGGAGCAAGGGAGCAAGGGCGCAAGGGAGCAAGGGCGCAAGGGCGCAAGGGCGCAAGGGCGCAAGGGCGCAAGGGAGCAAGGGCGCAAGGGCGCAAGGGCGCAAGGGCGCAAGGGAGCAAGGGCGCAAGGGCGCAAGGGCGCAAGGGAGCAAGGGCGCAAGGGCGCAAGGGAGCAAGGGCGCAAGGGCGCAAGGGAGCAAGGGCGCAAGGGCGCAAGGGAGCAAGGGCGCAAGGGCGCAAGGGCGCAAGGGAGCAAGGGCGCAAGGGCGCAAGGGCGCAAGGGAGCAAGGGCGCAAGGGCGCAAGGGCGCAAGGGAGCAAGGGAGCAAGGGCGCAAGGGCGCAAGGGAGCAAGGGAGCAAGGGAGCAAGGGAGCAAGGGCGCAAGGGAGCAAGGGAGCAAGGGCGCAAGGGAGCAAGGGCGCAAGGGCGCAAGGGCGCAAGGGCGCAAGGGCGCAAGGGAGCAAGGGCGCAAGGGAGCAAGGGCGCAAGGGAGCAAGGGCGCAAGGGAGCAAGGGCGCAAGGGCGCAAGGGCGCAAGGGAGCAAGGGCGCAAGGGAGCAAGGGCGCAAGGGCGCAAGGGCGCAAGGGCGCAAGGGAGCAAGGGCGCAAGGGCGCAAGGGCACAAGGGAGCAAGGGCGCAAGGGAGCAAGGGCGCAAGGGAGCAAGGGCGCAAGGGAGCAAGGGCGCAAGGGCGCAAGGGCGCAAGGGAGCAAGGGCGCAAGGGAGCAAGGGCGCAAGGGCGCAAGGGAGCAAGGGAAGUCCUUGA